AUGGAAGCAUUAUAAUCAUUAAAAAAUAAAAUAUCCAUUUUAGAAUAGCAAGUUGCAUAAAAAUAACUAAAAUUAGAUGAAGAUUAAUUACAUUUAUAGCAAUUAUAAACAAUGGAAGAAUAUAAUUCUCACAAAAUAUGUAAAGGAAGUAAAAUAAGAAUUACAAUUUUUGAUGCUUAAAUUUAAUUUCCUGGAAAUACUCAAGUGGCAAUUAUUUUAGGUUGUGAUGAUAUAAAAUACUCAACAAAACCAGCAAAUAGAUAAAAUCCUGUAUGGAAUGAAAAAUUUGAAUUUAAUAUAAUUACUGGAGAAGAGGAAAUAUAUAUUGUAAUAUUAGAUGAAGAAUUAAUAGAAAAAUAAGAAAUUGGCGGAUAAGCAAAACUCAAUUUAAAAGAAUUUUAUGAUCAAAAGCCUCAUGAUAUUUAAUUGUAAUUGAAAGAUAAAUAUGGUGUUGUUCUCUAUUCAAAAAUGAAUUUAAGAGUUUAAUGGAUUCAUUCUUAAGUACUAUAAUCACUUAUUUUAGACAAAAUAUUUCAAAGAGUCUAUUAAAGAUAAUCAAUAGGUUAUUGAGGAUCUCUCUCAAGAUAUCAAUGAAUACAAAAGUGACAUCUUAUAACUCUUUUAUCCUUUCGAUGAUAAGAAUCAAAAUCAAUUAAAUGAUAAAUCAAUUGUAACUGAAUAAUCGACUGUACAAUAAAUACAUGAUUUCCAUUUUUAUGAUACUUCUUAAGCACAACUUUGGGUUAAAUUAGCAUUAACUUUUACAUUGCUUUACUUCAUUUUAGUCUUAAUUGCUAAUUUAUUUAAGACACAAUUUGUAGAUGUAAAAUACUACUUUAAUAAUAGUUAAUAGUAUUAUUUUAUAGUUUAUUCUAUUAUAUGAAUAAUAAUAAGUUACAAUCUUUGUUACACUUUAAAAUUAUAUCAGCUAUGAUUAUUGUAACAAUUAUUUUAGAUAUUGUUUGGUUUGUUAUUUUUACUAAUCCUUGGACAACUAAUAGUGUACUAUUUUUUUAAUUAGAGCACAGUUUCUAAAUGUAUGAAGUAAUCAUCUCAUACAUAUUACUUGGUAUUAAAGUAAUUUAAAUAUUAAUUAUAUAGGUGAUUCUACCAAGCAUUUAUUUUUAUUUAUAUUUAAUGUGUCCAGAUAAAAGACAUAAUAUCUAUGAUGCUUAAUAUGAAAUAAUAUUUGGACAUAAUUUAUCAAGAAGCUAAGUUAAUGAAGAUCCAAAUUUAUAUAGCUUUAGAAACACAAAUCAUUAUUUGCAUUAAUCAUUUUCUAAAAAUAUAUGA
This is a messenger RNA of Paramecium sonneborni, 1293 nucleotides long. Lineage: Eukaryota; Ciliophora; Oligohymenophorea; Peniculida; Parameciidae. The record is from the annotation of a GenBank genome assembly.